AGCAUGCAGAACCCGGGUUCAUUCGGUUCAAUCUCUCGGGUAGGGAAAAGCCAAUAUUCAGAUCGGACCAGUUGGGGACGAUUCUGCUGACUCGGUGUUCUUAUAGUUCACAGAAAAUCUGGGAGCUCCACAGGACAUCACCAGGCAACUCUGCUCUCAACAUGUCGCAAACGAAGACUCCGGAUUUGGGCUCCGCGUUCAUUCAGACGCAGCAGCUGAAUGCUGCCAUGGCAGACACUUUCCUGGAGCACAUGUGCCUGCUGGACAUCGACUCAGAGCCCACCAGUGCCCGCAACACUGGCAUCAUCUGCACCAUCGGACCAGCCUCCCGCUCAGUGGAUAUGCUGAAAGAAAUGAUCAAGUCAGGAAUGAACAUCGCUCGCAUGAACUUCUCCCACGGUUCCCACGAGUAUCAUCGUGAGACCAUAAAGAAUGUCCGUGAGGCGUGCGAGAGCUUUGAAGCAGGCAGCAUCCACUACCGGCCUAUAGGCAUCGCCCUGGAUACCAAGGGACCAGAGAUCAGAACUGGACUCAUCAAAGGGAGUGGCACUGCUGAGGUGGAGCUGAAGAAAGGGAACCAGAUCAAGGUGUCUCUGGAUGAUAGCUACAUGGAGAACUGUGACGAGAACGUCCUUUGGCUGGAUUACAAGAACAUCACUAAUGUGGUGGAAGUGGGCAGCAAGGUCUACAUCGAUGAUGGCCUCAUCUCUCUCCAAGUCAAAGAGAUUGGCUCCGACUACCUAAUUUGUGACAUUGAGAACGGCGGUACCCUCGGCAGCAAGAAGGGCGUCAACCUGCCUGGGGCGGCCGUGGACCUGCCUGCCGUGUCCGAGAAGGACAUCAAGGACCUGCAGUUCGGAGUGGAAAUGGGAGUCGACAUGGUCUUCGCUUCAUUCAUCCGCAAAGCAGCUGAUGUCCAUGAGGUCAGGAAGGUGCUGGGAGAGAAGGGAAAGAACAUCAAGAUCAUUAGCAAGCUGGAGAACCAUGAAGGAGUUCGUAGGUUUGAUGAGAUUAUGGAGGCCAGUGAUGGCAUCAUGGUUGCUCGUGGUGACCUGGGAAUUGAGAUCCCCACUGAGAAGGUUUUCCUCGCCCAGAAGAUGAUGAUUGGACGCUGUAAUAGAGCCGGCAAGCCAAUUACAUGCGCCACACAGAUGUUGGAGAGCAUGAUCAAAAAGCCCCGGCCCACACGUGCCGAAGGUAGUGACGUGGCUAACGCUGUUCUGGAUGGGGCCGACUGCAUCAUGUUGAGUGGAGAGACUGCAAAGGGAGACUAUCCUCUGGAAGCCGUGCGCACACAGCAUAUGAUUGCCAGAGAGGCAGAAGCAGCCAUGUUCCACCGGCAGCUGUUUGAGGAGCUGAGGCGCUCCACGAAACUAAGCCAAGAUCCCUCCGAGGCCGUAGCCAUUGGGGCUGUCGAGGCCUCCUUCAAAUGCUGUGCCAGUGCUUUAAUUAUUCUCACCAAGACUGGCAGGUCUGCUCAUUUGCUCUCCCGGUAUCGCCCCCGUGCCCCCAUCAUCGCCGUGACACGUAACGGGCAGACGGCCCGCCAGGCUCACUUGUAUCGCGGCAUCUUCCCCGUAUUUUACAACCAAGCCGCUCAUGACGUCUGGGCUGAGGAUGUUGACCUCCGAGUCAACUUUGCCAUGGAAGUUGGCAAGGCUCGAGGAUUCUUCAAGCCCGGUGAUGUCGUUAUCGUGCUCACCGGCUGGCGCCCCGGCUCUGGUUACACCAACACCAUGCGUGUGGUACCCGUGCAGUAGACCUUCACUCCUCCUCCUCCUCCUCUACAUUCCAGCACUUCUAACCUUUCUCUUGCUCCUUUACACUCAAAGCACUUCUAGCAGACUGGCAUUAGCUUUAGCAAGGUGCUCCAGUCUGGGCUUCACCUGUAACAAGGCCAGUUGUGACAUCUUGUCUAAUCCCAGUCAAGUAUUUUUGCCUAAAUAUUUGCUUUUUUUUUUUUUUUUUUUGGCACGCGUGUCAAUCCAUAGUCCUUUAUGUUCACAAACGGCAAUGUAUUUAUUCCAUACACGAGUCAGGCGGAAUAAACCUGUCAGACUGCAGCGUAUAGGAGAUCGUAGGCCAGAGCUACUGUACUUCAAAUGCAUUCAGUAUUCAUCUAGAGCUCCACAUUGACCGUAAAAUCAACCACGAUGUACUGAAGCAAAAAUGCUAACCUAGCAGCUUCAACUUUUCCACCUUUCUUCACAAUGACCAAGUGCAGAGGAAUGUAUAUGUGCAAAUGUGAUUUUUGUCUGUGUGUUAGUUUAUUUACCUGCAAUGCACUCCCACGGCUACUGUAGGCGAUGUUACAUCCUGUAUUAUACUUGACCCCGAGAUGACUGUAUUUGGGGAAAGCCAGCACCUCCUAAUAGAGUAUAUUUUUCUCCUAUUCAGAUGCUGUAAGUGUUCUUCAGUUAAUUCAGUGGGGUUUCAGAAAGAAUCUAAAAGAAUAUAGAAAUGAAAGCUAAUCGGUUCCAUCACCCCUUUUCUGCUCUCUGGCUCGCAUUUCGAACUCGCGUCCGUGUGCAGUUUUCUUAUCCAAACGCUUCUGAUUGUGACGCUAGCAUUUAAAGUGUUUGUAUUGUGAGCUCAGACUUGUUUUGUUGCGUUGUCAAAUACUGGUUUAAUUGAUUAAAGAGAAGAGCACCUGUCAUGACUGA
Silurus meridionalis is the source of this 2663-nucleotide messenger RNA. It is a transcript of the gene pkma, whose product is annotated as pyruvate kinase M1/2a. Bases 162 to 1760 code for a protein of 532 amino acids. Gene Ontology annotation, molecular function: pyruvate kinase activity; magnesium ion binding; potassium ion binding. The record is from RefSeq and is a predicted model, not a curated record. Gene Ontology annotation, biological process: glycolytic process. NCBI's taxonomy places the organism in Eukaryota, Metazoa, Chordata, Actinopteri, Siluriformes, Siluridae. Gene Ontology annotation, cellular component: cytoplasm. The transcript is spliced from 11 exons.